Colletotrichum spaethianum is the source of this 1038-nucleotide messenger RNA. RefSeq lists its product as uncharacterized. NCBI's taxonomy places the organism in Eukaryota, Fungi, Ascomycota, Sordariomycetes, Glomerellales, Glomerellaceae. Bases 1 to 1038 code for a protein of 345 amino acids. The record is from RefSeq and is a predicted model, not a curated record. The transcript has a single exon.
AUGGCUAUCGGAUUGCUCAGCAUCCCGAGGGAGAUUCGCGACCUGAUACUCGACGAGGUCGUUUUCUUGCCCGAUCGUCCACCACCUCUCAAUCCCUCAGUCAGCCAGGACCGCAAGAGGCGCGAGUACAAGGGCAAAGGUUUUUUCGAUGGGCACGACAUUUGGGUCGAGAAACAGAUCCGCGCUCCGCCUUCAGGCUCCCCCAACAACGCAAUCCUCCUCGUCAAUCACCAACUGCACUACGAGGCGAAGAAGCUGCUUGCGUCAAAAGGAACUCAUUGCCGACUCGAUGUCAUGUAUGUCAAAGAGUGUGGCUUGUGGCCGACUUGGCUCGCUGUGCCAAGAUCGACCCGCCAUGCAGACAGUGUCCACGUCCAAUUCCGCAUUUUCGAUCCCCCCCCCGACGUCAAUCCCGACUGGAAAAACGAGGAACAGUUCCGUGGCGGCGAUGGCGGUCCGCCCUUCAUCGUCUGGAACUUUUACGCCAUGCUCUCCGGGUACCUGCGAUACGGCCCGACCGCAUUCAGCAGUGUCGUCGCCGACCCGUCAAACUUCACUAUCAAGAAGUUGGUGCUGGACGUUCUCCCGCCGCCGCCUGAAGAGAAGCACGACCGUCUCGUGUCCGGCGGUGCGCGGCGGCCGCCGGCACAUGACAUGUUUGAAAGAUUUACCACCAUGGUUAUGGACGCAGAGAAGCGCGAGCGCAGAGGGAUCACUUGGCCCUGUCCGCCAGAAGGCAAGGAGAGCCUUAUACCAGCCGAGAAGCUUGCUUUCUUCAUGUGCUGCCAGAUUGGCGGUCUCCUAUCCAUGUACAGGGACUGGGCCGACUUCGGCGCCGUCCUCUAUGAAGGUAUUGGGAGCAUCGAGAUCCGCGUCAACGGCGAGCCACGACGCUACUUCGACCUGGACGACAUGCUCGACAGGUUACCCAUACAGCCGAUCGCGGCCUGGAACGAAAAAGAACAGCAAAAGAGACAGAAACGCUUCGACGACUGGAAAGCCCAGGCGACGGCAACAAGACGAGGCUGGAAAAAAUGA